This is a messenger RNA of Blepharisma stoltei, 2459 nucleotides long. The record is from the annotation of a GenBank genome assembly. NCBI's taxonomy places the organism in Eukaryota, Ciliophora, Heterotrichea, Heterotrichida, Blepharismidae.
AUGGAUUUAGAAUUGACGAUUAUAUGACUUGCUGCUUCAACGCUAAUCGCUCUUGGAUAUAUCGUUUACACUCAAAAUGAUUUUAUAAAAUUAAUACACAGAAAACGUGCUGAAAAAGGUCAGCAUGCGGAGACUUGCAAAAAUAGUGCAAAAACCGCAAAAAUUAAAUUCAAUUUUCCGAUUGUUUUUUAUUUUUACGAAAAAAAUCAUUUUUUUGCAUUUUUGCAAAGUCCCUCAGCAUGCCAUAACUGAUGAUGGGCAGUCAAUCGAUAUGCCUAGAAAACGGCAAAAAUUGGACGAAUCGUUAUCUGAAGAGCCAGAAGAUGAAAAAAUUAUCACAAAAGGAUUUGAGGAAUCUGACGAAAGGAGUCUACAAGUGAUAAAUUCUCAAAACGACACGAGCGUAGAAGAUUUCGUUGAAGAAAUUUGCCAAGAUACUCAAGUCGAGCUGCCAAUGAAGAGAGAAUAUGACUUACUCCCCCCCUCCGUGAGUGAACAAAAAAAUUUUGUUCACUCACGGAGGGGGGGUUAAUUUUUUUUUUUUAAAAAAAAUUUAUAUAUAAAUUUUAUAAAAAUAUUUUUUUUUCGAAAUUUAAAAAAAUCCUAAUUCGCAAAAACUGGAAAGCAAAUAUUAAUUUAAUUUAUAAAAUUUUAUGUUUUAAAAAGCAAUUCGUUUAAAAUUAAACAGAAUUAGCUCCAGAUUUCAUUAUAUAAUUAUCAUUUUAUAUAUCAAAAUUUUUUUCAGUAAAAAAUUUUUAUUCACUCACGGAGGGUGGGUUUUUGGGCAAAAAAAUAGCGAUUUUUCUAAUGGUUUUGUUCACUCACGGAGGGGGGGGAGUUAGCCUCUUCUUUUAACAAAAAAGCUGAAUUUUAUAGUCAUCUGAAAGACGACAUGCCAACUCAGAUCCAAAAACUUAAUGAGAGCUUGGCAAGACCCAACGGCCGACAGCUUUAUAUACACUCCAAUUUCAAAGAUUACUCACUCUACCCAUUUGAAGAAUAUUACCAAUGUGAAACCCAAAAAGAGAAAAAUGAAAAAAAUUAUGUUUAUAGUCAAUCAUUUGUCAGAUAUUCUGAAGAAAUUGAUUUCUCAGUCCAAAAGCAUGUAGACUUCAAUUGCUUUAAAAAUUGGAAGCUAAAACGAAAGGCUGAGCUGAAAAAAGAGCUUGAGUUCGAGAAGCCUGCAAUAAUCCCAGAAGAAAAAUCAAGCAAAAAUAAAUUCAGAAGCGAUAUAGGUGAUAUAAGCUCCCCAUCACUUUUAUCAGCUUUAUAUGAUAAGAAUGAAGAUGUAUGAAGCAAAGCAAAUUAUAAUAGCUAUAAGAGUAAUAGCAAUAUUAAAGAAAUUGUGACAAAAAACUCAGUUUCUAGAAAAGACAUUAGAAAGAUAGAUGAAGGCAAUAAACUUGCGAUAAAAAUUGAUCAUAAAAGUACAGAAGAUAAAACAGCAUGCUGGACUCCAGCAACUCCAACUUUUAACCGUAAAAAUCCAAUAAAUGUUGAGGAGACAUGUAGUGCUGAUGGGCUGAUAAAAGAAGCAAAAACUGCUGCGAGCUCUGAGCAAGAAACAAGUAAAAUUUCAAAGACUUUUGGUUCUUCAGCAAAAUUCCCUUCAAAUGAUAAUUCUACUGAAAAAUCAGCAGCAUCGUUAAAUUCUUCACACUCAAUUAGUCCUUUUAGCACUCAUCCACAGAACUCUAAGCUGGAAGAUCUCAAAAUAAAAUUUGCAUUACAUCAAGAUGCUCCAAGUCCUUUUUCUGGCAGCUACCAAUUUAAAGAUUCCAUUUUUUCGCCUUUAAACCCAACAUCUCAAGCCUCAUUUGUAUCAAACCCUCUGUUAACACCUAACUCCCCAGUAAUAUUCGAUAGGGGGCUUUAGCAUAGAAUUUUAAAUAGUGAAUUUUAUAUGAACAGAUCGAAAUUUGCUUUAUUAUUGGAGCACAUGCCCAAAAUUUUAAUUUAUCACAUUUUACUUACUCCCCCCCCUCCGUGAGUGAACAAAAAAAUUUUUGUUCACUCAUGGAGGGGGGUUAAUUUUAUUUUUUUUAAAAAAAAUUAUAUAUAAAUUUUCUAAAAAAUAUUUUUUUUCGAAAUUUUAAAAAAAUUCUAAUUCGCAAAAAUUGGAAAGCAAAUAUUAAUUUAAUUUAUAAAAUUUAUGUUUUAAAAAGCAAUUCGUUUAAAAUUAAACAGAAUUAGCUCUAGAUUUCAUUAUAAUAAUUAUCAUUUAUAUAUCAAAUUUUUUUUCCAUAAAAAAUUUUUAUUCACUCACGGAGGGUAGGUUUUUGGGCAAAAAAUAGCGAUUUUUCUAAUGGUUUUUGUUCACUCACGGAGGGGGGGGGAGUUAGCACCCCAAGAGUAAGCAAGUUUCAAUCUAUUCAUAUAAAAUUUUCUAUUUAAAAAUUCUAUGCUAAAUCCCACAAAUAAGCAAAGAAAUUUCCUUAUUGCUGGGGUUUAGUAAGUAA